AUGUCCGCUAAUUCUGAUGCCAUUUGGGAGGACCUUCUUGCGGAUUUGAAAACACUUCCUGCUAUCUCGUUUGAUGGGUUUGCGCGCCGAAUUCAUUUCCGAGCUCGUUGGCAUGGAGAUUUCGACAGCCUGAGGAAGUACAUUGGCACUGACCAACCGUACCCUGCUAAUGAUGAAAGCCAUGACCAGGUGCUUGAUGGCAUGUAUACCGGGGAAGAAUUCAGGAGGCUUGGGAAUUGGUUCCUUGCUGCCGAAUUCAUUAGCAUCGAUGAUGAUGGCUUGUGGCAGGUAGCUGAGGCAGCGCAACUUGCAGCGUUCCUUUUUUAUCCUAUAUUUACUCCAGAAGUACUCCGGGGCCUCAUGUCGAUGUGUCUUGCCGAGCAUCUCAACACUAAAUUCAAAAGCAAUGGCCAUCCUAGCCUCAUGGAGCUAGCAAAUACUACCGGGUUCGCGGACUACUUUAUCAACAGAAUACAAACCAAGUCUUUAAUUAUCAACCUUGCCUUAACUGAACCCACAAGGUCAGAUCAUUUGUUUAGCAUCUCAGUCCUUCUCGUUGCGGACUAUCUGAAAUACAAAACUGCAUGGCUUGAUAUAUGGAGACUUCUCUCAAAAGACAGACCAAGCUUUAAAGCACUACAUGCUUGGUCUCUUGUGACAUGGGAUGAGCAGGCACAGCGCGAUGAAGUGAAGAUAGACAACAUCGUGAAGAACUGUGGUAUAGCUGCGACGAUGGCAUAUUGUUCUGUGCUAGGCUCGCUGUCAACUUUCGACGCACUAGUCAUCUUCUACAAAGCAGUAAUAGCUGCGAUUGAUACAGACUCGUUUCCAGAACUUCGCCCGUACCUCGAUAGCAUCCAAGCAAGUAUGAAGAGGCUGAUUGACGAAGCCGCUAUCAUCAACGAAUUUGUAAGCUACUCUGAAAAGCUCUACACGACCUUCUACCACAACAUGUCCGAGAAGUGGCGCGAUGGUGUACGCAACGCGUGGAGAGAACGUAAUACUGGUGCUCUUACAGACUGGAUCAACAAGGCUACAUCCUCGACUUAUAUUGAACCAAAUCAGCCUUGGCCAGUGGUAUCACAAUCCAGUCUUUUAUGUGGGACGAACCUGAAUCUUUCUCAAGGUAAAUCAAAACAGAUAAAGGGUGUUACGAACAAUAAUCGAUUCCUUGUGUCCGCAAAGCCGCCGCGAUAUAGCCACGAGGGGUUAACCGAUGUAAUGACAGACGGCGAAAAGCCCUUCACAACUCCAUCGCAAGUAUUUUACACUACCACUGGACUUCGAGCGGUAGAUCCAGAUUCUGCCAAAACGAGUUGUCCACUCGCUCAGAUCGGACCAUUGAGAAGGGGACAUGUUAUCUAUCGCCUGACCGGCAAUCCGGAUGACUAUAUGUACGAUGCUGUGGAAAUAAGGUCUAUAGAAGUGGGCCAUGAAUCAGAGCAGACCGUAUACAGCGUGUCGCUGUGGGCAGGCGAGCAGUCGCAUCAUGCGAACGGUUACCUUCUUGCCAUCAAUAACCCCAACAGAGCUGUCGAAUCCACGGCCCGUGCCCUUCGUGCCCUUCCUCCAAAGAAGCGACUCUCACUUCUUGCAUCAUUUCACGAGCUCAGUUCGACGUUCACGAAGAACGACAUUCAAGCUAUCCACGAGCGACUGAACUUUGAACUCUUUGGUAGUUAUGGGAAGAGAGAGGAAGACCCAAUAACACGGUCCGAGAUCUUCCCGGCCCUUGUCUCUCCAAGUGACCAGCUAAAGGCGAUGAAAUAUAACCCUCGACAGCUACCCAAUGGCGUCCCUCUGGACAGGGUAGAGAGGAGGUUCUCGCUACACGCAAAGGGAGACGUCCAAGAAAAUGUGUUCGAACACGGAGUUCUGUCCAUCUACUAUCAUGGACUGUCGGGUAAGGGUGUGGUACUCAUUACUGCCACAGAUGCACCACAGAACUGCUCCAAGCAGGACAUCCAAGCAUUCGAAGCAAUGCCAACAAGCGUAGCAGGCAAUGUCAAACUGCUUCAUUCCAGGCGGCAAACAGGCGAAAGGGACAGCGACGAUGAAGGGGAAUAUAUACCUCUUAUCACCGUCUCGAUGCAAUACGACAAGAGCACAUGGGCACCGGGUGAACCUUUAGACAAGCCCAAAGAUCCUAUGUCCGGUAUGGACGUGCAAUGGGGCUUUUUGUACCCACCUGAUGGAUCUCAGACCACAGCAACGAGGAUACCUAUUCUUGACGAUCUUCGAGAUCAACUCAAUGAAAAAUAUAAUCGAAAAUUCGACAGGCUUUAUGAUAGCUGGGAAAUAGUGCUAGAUGACGGCAGGAUCAGGGCAACCGUGGAAUUCAAUCUUGCAAGCGUCGUGCCAUUUAUCUCCGAUGCCGGGAUGGACGUCAACACUCUGAAUGUGAAUUUCAAGUCCCAGUUGGGGAUCGACAUCACGCUUCCCGUUCUUUUCCAGUCAUUCUACAUCGACUACGAUGUUGACCUCCGUACGGUAAAGGGCGCCAUCUUCGACUACAAUCCUCUGAUGCGUGACACGAAAGGAGAUAGGCGGUUCAUUUGUGGGAUUUCAGACAUCGAUGAUUCCGAGAUUUAUGAUAUGCGAUUGAGGGCCUCUAAAGCCUAUGCGGACUGUGCGGAUUUGACUGCGCCGACCGCAUUCACUUCGGCCCUGCAACCAGCGGAAGUGACAGAUCAGUUGCAUCUGCUACAGGAGCCUACGGUUGACGAGCUUCUUGCACCACCUGGCUAUGAUGAGGUUGCAAUCCAUAAUAUGUCUCAAGUGCUUAUCAAAUCGAUGAUGUUCUACCACAUGGAUGACGAUCAGCGCGAAGACUUGACCGGUCAGAGCAAGCCCAAAGAUCUACCUUUGAGUUUAGGGGCGAACCUGCCGACAGACCUGCAGAAAUUCUUUCGAGAAAAGUACGCACCCGCAUUUCUAUGUCAGUCUGUAAUGCGCUACGAGAAAUACGAAGAUAAUUUCACAGAUCAGGAAAAGAAGAACAUGCGAUACUGGUGGGACGGAAAUGGUGACAAAUGCCUUGCAAAGUCGAAGGAGUAUGCCGAGAUCAACCGCCGGGCUUCUGUUGAAGCCGUUAGCCAAUUCAAUGCGGAUGUACUUGACAAAUAUUUCGACGACAACCCGAAAGAAUGGGCCUGCACUCUUUAUGCCGCUUUGAAGGACAAAGGUCGAAUGUUGACAUAUCUAGCACAUCCUAUACAGGGCAACGUCAAUGUGAUCAACCGCGAGUGCUGUAUCCUUGACGCAUUGGCACCAUCGGAGGGAUUAGCCGACCAGUGGUUCGAAUAUUUCGUUGGCUUUGCCAGUGAGCGUCAUCUUCACUAUCCAUACAUUGACCCGGAUGAAGAUCUGGCUGGUCAAUGGCUACAUGAUUCGAUGAGGGAUCUUAUUCAACGUGUUCUUGAAGGAGAUCCGUCCGUCGACGAAGAUGUGCGCAAGGGCCUGGAAAAGGACAUAGAGGAGUUUGAAAAGGCGAAUGGACUCGACCAGACUGCAACUGCCGAGGCCAGGGCCAGCAAUAUCGUGGAGAAAGGGGCGAUAUUUUUCGGAGAAGCAAAAAAGUGGCUGACCGCAGUUGGUAAAGGUCUUGCGGUUGCUUUACAGGGCACGAGGCUGUUUCAAUUGGCGGAAGCCAGCUUUGAACAGGUGACGAAAGCUAUCGGGGACAGCUUGCCAGGGAUUAAGAAGCUGAAACCGCUCGCUACGAUAGGCAUGGUAUGUCGUGGACUCUUGCUCUGCGAUUGUACCGGG
This is a messenger RNA of Aspergillus niger, 3768 nucleotides long. RefSeq lists its product as hypothetical. Lineage: Eukaryota; Fungi; Ascomycota; Eurotiomycetes; Eurotiales; Aspergillaceae. The record is from RefSeq and is a predicted model, not a curated record. The transcript is spliced from 10 exons. The annotation marks the transcript as partial.